Messenger RNA from Pungitius pungitius (ninespine stickleback), 5178 nucleotides. RefSeq names its product amyloid beta precursor protein (cytoplasmic tail) binding protein 2 (gene appbp2). Lineage: Eukaryota; Metazoa; Chordata; Actinopteri; Perciformes; Gasterosteidae. Gene Ontology annotation, cellular component: Cul2-RING ubiquitin ligase complex. Gene Ontology annotation, biological process: intracellular protein transport; proteasome-mediated ubiquitin-dependent protein catabolic process. Gene Ontology annotation, molecular function: ubiquitin-like ligase-substrate adaptor activity; protein binding. The transcript has 13 exons. The record is from RefSeq and is a predicted model, not a curated record. The coding region runs from base 420 to 2246 and encodes 608 amino acids.
CCUUAAGUGCACACUGGUGUGUCAUAACUGACUAACGUUCAGCUUUAACUGGAGCAUAGCAUCUACAUUGGAUCAAGAACGUGUCCCAUAAUUCCUGAGUGUCCUCGUACGUGCACGUCAGUUUCAUCCUCCUCGAUGUAUCUGUCCGAGUCCGAACGCCUGUGUCUGCAGCGAUUGCCCGAUGACGUCACUGCGCCAGCGCCCGUGAGUGGUCUGCGUCGGGACGGGGAGCGGAACUGCUGAAGGCUCGACGAGCAACCGGGGAUGAAGGAGAGAGAUGGGGAUGAAACAGCUGGUUUAGGAUCGGCUCGGUGAAUCGGCGAUAGCCCCCCCCCCCCCCCCUCCGCGAAGACACACGGUGAAGCGAGAGUUGUAUGAGGCCGCGCGGAGGAAGUGCUUUGAUCGCAGCGAGGUAGCGAAUGCGGGGCGAGUCGGGGAGGGCUGUCGCUGCUGGCCUUUUUUUGGAGAGGGAAAACAACAUGGCUGCGGUGGAGCUCGAAUGGAUCCCAGAAACACUGUACAACACCGCAAUCUCUGCUGUGGUGGACAACUACAGCCGAUCGAGAAGAGACAUCCGUUCGCUCCCGGAAAAUAUCCAGUUCGAUGUUUAUUAUAAGCUGUACCAGCAAGGCCGGCUCUGCCAGUUGGGGGGGGAGUUCUGUGAGCUGGAGGUUUUUGCUAAAGUGCUGCGGGCUUCAGACAAAAGACACCUCCUGCACCACUGCUUCCAGGCGCUAAUGGACCACGGUGUGAAAGUGGCCUCGGUUCUGGCCAACUCUUUCAGCCGCCGCUGCUCCUACAUCGCAGAAUCUGACGCCCACGUCAAAGAGAAGGCCAUCCAGUUUGGCUUUGUGCUGGGGGGCUUCCUGUCAGAUGCGGGUUGGUAUGGAGAUGCAGAGAAGGUGUUCCUGUCGUGCCUGCAGCUGUGCACGCUCCACAGCGAGGUCCUCCACUGCUACCGGGCCGUGGAGUGCUGCGUCAGGCUGCUUCAUGUCCGCAAUGGUAACUGCAAGUACCACCUGGGGGAGGAGACCUUCAAGCUCGCUCAGUCUUACAUGGACAAACUAGCCAAGCAUGGCCACCUGGCCAACAAGGCGGCGCUGUAUGGCGAGCUCUGUGCCUUGCUCUUCGCCAAAAGCCACUACGACGAGGCAUACCGGUGGUGUAUAGAGGCCAUGAAGGAAAUCAGCCCAGGGCUGCCUGUCAAAGUAGUGGUUGAUGUGCUCCGGCAAGCCUCCAAGGCCUGCGUGGUCAAGAGGGAGUUCAGAAAAGCAGAGCAGCUGAUCAAACACGCCGUGUUUCUAGCCAGAGAACAUUUUGGACACAAGCAUCCGAAGUACUCCGAUACGCUGCUAGAUUACGGAUUUUACUUAUUAAAUGUAGACAACAUAUGCCAAUCCGUCGCUAUUUACCAGACCGCGCUGGACAUCCGGCAGUCUGUGUUCGGGGGAAAGAAUAUCCACGUUGCCACAGCCCAUGAAGACCUGGCCUACUCCUCAUACGUGCACCAGUAUAGCUCUGGGAAAUUUGACAACGCUCUAUUCCAUGCGGAACGUGCCAUAGACAUCAUUACUCAUAUUCUGCCCGAGGACCAUCUGCUGCUGGCCUCCUCCAAGCGAGUCAAAGCUCUCAUUCUGGAGGAAAUCGCCAUCGACUGCCACAAUAAGGAGACGGAGGAGCGCCUUCUUCAGGAGGCUCACGACCUUCACCUCUCCUCCCUACAGCUGGCCAAGAAGGCCUUCGGAGAGUUCAACGUCCAGACUGCCAAACACUACGGCAACCUCGGACGCCUGUACCAGUCCAUGAGGAAGUUCAAGGAGGCAGAGGAGAUGCACAUCAAAGCCAUUCAGAUCAAGGAGCAGCUUCUGGGCCACGAGGACUACGAGGUGGCUCUGUCUGUGGGCCACCUGGCCUCCCUCUACAACUACGACAUGAAUCAGUAUGAAGACGCAGAGAGGCUCUACCUGCGCUCCAUCGCUAUCGGUAAGAAGCUGUUUGGAGAGGGUUACAGUGGGCUGGAGUACGACUACCGAGGCCUGAUCAAACUCUACAACUCGGUGGGAAACUUUGAGAAGGUGUUUGAAUACCACAACGUACUGUCCAACUGGAACCGACUGAGGGACCGGCAGUUUGCCGUGGCAGAUGCCCUGGAGGACGUCAACACUACGCCCCAGCAGACCCAGGAGGUGGUACAAGCUUUCCUAUUGGCUCAAAGCCUCGGCCCCACUCGCCCCUGUCUCGGCUAAUUUUAUGAGAGAAGAGAGGCGGCGGGGAGAGAGAGACACACACACACACACACACACAAGGGCUUCUGAGUGGCAAGACCAAGUACGGCCAAAUGUGAUAUUUCGGUUGUUCAGUUAAUUAGUCAUGCACAGUAAAUCCAAUCAUCACCGGCAACGUCAGUGGGCUUCAAAAUCUCUGCAGACGGCAGAACACACACACACACACACACACACUUAGCUGUGAAAAGAAGUAGAGACACCAUUAUCAAACCUCAUUGAUAUUUAAAACACCCAAGAUGCAACUCCAGAGCGGAUGCAGCUUCACCCCACAGAGCAGACUGUUGCAUUUCUCUGAGAGAAGGAGGACACGUGACUGGGAAGAAAAAAAAACCCUCCAGCAUCCUCUGGCUCGCCUUUUCUUUUUCUUUAGAGACAUUUUGCUUUUAUAUUUAAACCAGUGUAGCUCUGAAUGCCAUGAGACAGGGCCAGGGCCACGCACACGCCGGUAUCCCCCCCCCCCCCCCCCACACUCGUUUUAACCCACACCCAUGCAGAUCACCACUUGGUGGAUCAGAGAAGAAUAAUGUCAGAUAUUUUUGACACAGUUUUUGUACAGUAAAAUAACACAGCAGAUUGUACACUUUUCUUUCUUUUUUCCUCUUUGCAAAUAACUGAGAGUGGACCCUGAGAGAAGUUGUAUUUUGAACUGCCUAUUGGAGAGAAUUACGAAGAGUGGAAUGUGUUCAACCAGGGGGUAUAAUUUAAACAGAACUGCUAUAUAUUUCAUCUUUUUUUAAAUCUUUGUUUCCAGCUUAGUACCUACAAUAAUUAAAAUGCCAACAAUGUAUAUGCAAAAGAGUAUGGUGAUGUAGCCCUUUGUAUAUUCUUUUCUUACUGAGCGACCCGUGAAUGGUGAAAAAACGGCUGCACGCUUUUAUUUUAACCAAGGGACUUGGCUAGGAGCAACAAGAGGAAGAAGCUACACGUACCGAGGCUUGUGAACCUCCCAGAGCUAAUGCUGCGACGUGGCUUUGUGCGUGCGUGUGUGUGUGUGUGUGCGUCUCAGUCAGGAUACACAAACAGAACCAUGGGGCCCAAGUGCUCUACUGAUGAUUACCAGCCUUACACCAACCUGCAGUUAUCUGUCUGUAGACGGACCCUUACCUUCAAGUGCUAAAUAAACUAUUCUACCCUGAAGGGCACUACAAUGGGGACCAAUAUUGUGUGAUUGUGCGUGGUUGCGUGUGCGCCUGUCUGUUUCCUGCCUGUCGACCUGUGCAUCUCGCCUUUCCCUCCGGUCAAAUACCCGGUGAAGGCAACGCCUCGUAUACUUGUUUACUGGACCAUGUUUUUCCAUCAGCUGCUCCAUCUUGGAGCUGAACUCCUCUUUGAUUGUAAUUGGUCAAUAACCCUGUACAAGUAAUCACUUUCUUUUCUUAUUAAAAUUAAUUUUAAUUAAAAAGGAAUGUUUCGUGGAGAGAUCUGAUGCUUUCAUUUCUGAAGACAGAUCCCUCCACCAAACACCUGUACAGGGAAAGGCACACGGUAUUUUCAACAUGGUCUUACCUUUUGGUAGCCAGUUUUCAGAACCAAUGUUUGAGCAGCGCUGCUGUUGUGCUGUCUGUCUUAUAGUUAUGAAUCACUUCUAAUCCCAUUGGAACAGGGGAGACAGUCCUUAGGAAAACUGGCGUAGUACUUGAAUACUACAAAUUAAAUUCUUUUUGUUGCAUUUGUGUGGAGGCAAAAAAAGUCAGAUGGUGACACUAAAUGCCAUUACAGGUACGGUAGGUAGCCAUUCUCACUGAUGGGAAAAUAUAGUCCAGCUUUAAAAGGGACUUCUAGGCAUUGCUAUGUGCAACGUUAGUGGAAAUGUGACGCCUUGGUUCAGAACCCCGCCUCCUUUUUCUAAGUGGAUGAAGCAGACCAGUGGUCGGCCUUGCUGUUGCUCCAGUGCUCUGGGACGCCGCCCUCUCUAGCAGUGUUGCGAGUGGCUCUAGCUGAGGAGGUCCAGCCUUAGAUUCCCCUCCUUCCACUCCUCCCUUAAAAGGGCACUCGGCUCCACUCUCGGUGCUUCGGCCUCAAGUCCACCCCUCGCUGUGGGGAAAAAGGCUUCCAGGGGCAGAGGUGGAAAUGAAUGUAGCCUGCAUUCUCUAAAAGGUUUUACGAAGAUAAGACAAUUUGGACAAUUUACAUUAAAGGGUGUAUUGCUUUUGGCAAAUGUUCCUACAUGAAUGACAAAAACCUCAGAUAUCAUCACGGGGUUACUUGUUUCUCUCCUCCGGUUACUUGACUUGCUUUUAAUCCGAGGUAUGUCAACCUGUUGCAUCGCAUUGUGGUCUAUUACGGCCGCUAGCAAGUGAUUCCCACACCAUCUGCAGUGGAUUGUUCUUUUUCACCGACUAGAACACAAAGCAUCUUCUGUCCAAACUCCAGCUGUACUGUCAACAAAUCACCGGCGUGUUCUUGGUUUGGCCAGCAGGAAAAACUGGACCCAGAAUUGAGGAACAAUUUUGUUUGUACUUUAGGGGGUUCUUCCUUCAUCACUAACGCUGACAAACAGUCGUGCGGAAUGUAGGAGAUGUGCUUCGACAUUACCUACUGGUCUUCGUUGGGAUCUCCUUUAUGUCUGAGAGCAAACGCUGGGGUCUCCGUGUGGAUGGGGUCAAAGCCCGAGGGCUUGAGGGAAGGAUGGUCAAAAGGGCUGUGAUCUCACCAUCAGCCCUGUUUCUCCCUCAAAUCCAGAGGAUCUGACCCACAUGUCCUGAGGGGAUGUUUCACUGUUGUCCUGUUACUUCUUUAUUGUUAGUUGCAAAGACAUUAAAACGUAUAACAUUGAUCACAAAAAGACACAUGCAUUUCUAUCUUGUGUUCGCACCUUAAACCACAAUGUAUUCACAUCCCAUUAGAAGGAAACUUGGUCGUAAAAAUAAACUUACAAGAUCUAUCGAUGGAA